Blastomyces dermatitidis ER-3 is the source of this 225-nucleotide messenger RNA. RefSeq lists its product as uncharacterized. The coding region runs from base 1 to 225 and encodes 74 amino acids. NCBI's taxonomy places the organism in Eukaryota, Fungi, Ascomycota, Eurotiomycetes, Onygenales, Ajellomycetaceae. The transcript has a single exon. The record is from RefSeq and is a predicted model, not a curated record.
AUGGCAGUGAGAGAGGCAGAGAAUGAAUCAGACAUAGAUAAACUGACUGACAGAAGAGAUGACAUCUCACUGCAAGACACAGUGACUAUCAUCACUGCUGUAAAAGAAGCAGAAGAAGAAGAAGAUGUGACAAUGAGAGCAGUGCUCUCACAGCUCAUUGACACUGUUAUCUUCAUCUUUAACCUGGCUUUCUUAACAGUCACAGAGGCUGCUGCUGCAUCAUGA